Molecule: messenger RNA, 4027 nt
Organism: Manis pentadactyla (Chinese pangolin)
Lineage: Eukaryota; Metazoa; Chordata; Mammalia; Pholidota; Manidae
Gene: LRRC36
Product: leucine rich repeat containing 36
Exons: 13
Coding region: 824-2581 (585 amino acids)
Source: RefSeq, a predicted model, not a curated record
UGACGUGGCGGCAUUGGGGAACCUAAGUAGACACCGGGGAACGGCGGCUGAAGAGCUGUCCCUGAGGCGGAGGAGGAGUUACUGCGGCAGAAGGGUUACACCAAGUUGGAAGCGAAGGCACUAAAGUAAUCGGGGAGUCUGGGGCCGAGGGCGAGGAAUUGAGAGGAGCGUAAUCUUGAAGUGAAGGACAAACAAAAUUAACCGGACUCUGCGGCUGGGAGCACAACUGUACAGAGUCUGAAAACUGAGUCCCAGGAGGGCACGGGCAUGGGGAGGGAAGUGCUGAGAAGGGCGUGUGAGGUCUGGGUGCGUGAGGAGGCACGAAGGGCUUUAAUUUUGGCAGUUUCAGAAACUGCCUACCCAGGAGGGCUUUUCCUGGUUGGGGUGAAGUAGGAAAGGAUGUUCCUCUAUCUGCCGCGCUCAUUGUCCAGUCUCCGCCUCAAGAAGUUGAACAUUUCUUUGAUCCAUCCGGAUGUGUAUCCUCCUUCUGAGACACUCAGAAAGGGCCUGAUGUGAAAGGAAUAGCCGCUGAUCUCUCAAGGCGCUUGGGUCAGUGCCCCCGGCUCAGACUUCGUCCUAGAGAACUGGUGGAGUCUCUUUCAUUGCAGGGAUCUUAUGCUGUAAAAAUCCAUUCCAUUGGUGAUGCCUUCAGAAAUUUUAAAAACCUCAGAUCCUUAGAUUUAUCAAGAAAUUUGAUCACUAGCCUGAAGAUGACCGAGCUGUACGAGAAAGUGAAAGAAAAGCUGCUAAACUGCAUUUUAGUCAGCUGGGCAGCAGUGAAAAUUUUCUUUUAGAGGUGGAAAAAAGCUCUAGGGAGAAGACAAUGAAAAACUGUGUGACAGAUGAGAGCUCUGCUUCAAAAGUCAAAGCUGAUGUUGAUAACAGGAUUGAAACUGAUUCAAAGAAAGGACUUUUUAUUCCCUUCCCCAACCGGGAAAUAAAGGAUUCCCUAAUGAGUACUGCAACGCAGGGCAGCAGUAUACCAGAUCAGAAAUUAGACACUUUCCCACUGGGGACACAGAUGCAGGAAGUGACAAAAAAGGAGAUGCCAGGUGACAGUCACCGAAAGGAUGAAUUCAGACACUACUUGCCAUGUCAGUCCACAGUCCAAUCCCCAGAGAAGAUGGCUAGAGAAGGGUACCAAAUAUCUGUUUUGGACAAUAAGUCUUCAGGUUCUUCUCCAGAAAAGGACUUGAUACCCAAACCUGAUACUUACCAGCUCACCCAUGAUGCCUCAUUGGGUAAACUCCUGGAUGUGGGUGAUUCCAGCCAGAUUCAUCCUUAUCAGUUGCCUUCAGAUGAUGGACUAGAAAAUCAUGAUAGUCACCAUUGUCAAAAUCUUUCCCUGCAUGGAAGUCUUGGUAAAAGGCCUCAGAGAAACAAGAACUACCAAGAAUAUGGCAUAAAGCCUUCAAAUGACAUCAAGGGCACCACAUCCCAUUCUUGUGGAGACUUACUGACUUCUCUGUCAAACCCUGACUCUAGCACUCGGAGGCUUUUGAAGCUUAGUUCAGAUCUGUAUGCCACAACCCAUUUCAACAGUGACCCUGCUCUGCUGUUCAAUGUAGAGCAACAAUUAUCUACCAGCGUCAGUGAUUCAGCACCAAUACACGGUUCAUUCCCAAACAACUCCAUCCUGGGAGACUCUCUUCGAACACUACUGUUGCCUACUGGGACUUCAGAAAACAGAGAACGUUUGACCAAGAGGUCUCUAAGCCCAUCAAGGAGAGGAUUCCUGUGGAAGGACAAUAUCCUUGUCACCCUGAUUCCAAAGCAUGGUUUCAGAGAUGCUACAGGCAGUGAGUCUCUCUCUAGUGACCUGGGCAGUUUUCAUGGUUUGCCAGGAAACCAUAGUCCCCCAAUCUCUGCUAGAACCACCCAUGUGGCCACUGUCCUCAGACAGCUCCUGGAGCUUGUGGAUAAGCACUGGAAUGGCUCUGGCUCCCUCCUCCUUAACAAGAAGUUCCUUGGUCCUGCUCGAGAUUUGCUUCUGACCUUGGUAGUCCCUGCUCCUUCUCAGCAGUGGUGUCGCUCACAUCCUGAAGACACGCCAAAAGCCUUCUGUAGGAGGGAGAUGGAACUGAAGGAGGCUGGGCAGGUGGUCCCUAAUGACAUGGAAAGUUUGAAGCAAAAACUGGUCAGUGUACUGGAGGAAAACCUCAUUUUGUCAGAAAAAAUCCAGCAUUUGGAGGAAGAUGCUGCCACUUCUAUUGUGAGUGGGCACCAGUCGCACACUUAUGAUGAUCUUCUGCACAAAAACCAACAGCUGAACAUGCAGGUGGCUUGCCUAAACCAGGAGCUUGCCCAGCUGAAAAAGCUGGAGGAGACAGUGACCCUUCUUCAUGAAAGUCAGAGAUCCCUGGUGAUAACUAAUGAGUAUCUGCUGCAGCAGCUGAAUAAAGAGCAAAAAGGUUAUUCCAGGAAAGCACUCCUGCCUCCUGAGAAGAGUCAUCGUUUGGAGAGAUCAUCACCCUUUGGGAAAAGCAUGCUGUCUUCCUCCUCACCAGUGGCACAUGACAUGGGUCAGUAUGUAAUACAGAGUGUCUCAGACUCUGUUCCAGAGCCUAGUUUAUGGAGCUAGCUAGCACUGAACACCUCCCUGCAGCUCACCUCUCAACCCUAGGGGACUCUGUCAUUGCCACCGGUAAGGUGGUAUUUACCUACAAGAUUAAGAAAAAAUCUUAUUACAUUGUAUUGGUCCUUCCUUUUAUUUAUUUUUAUCUCCUCCCAUCAAGUCAUUCUUUCUGCCCACAGAAAUAGUUGGCACUUAGUCCUAGGCAUUGUAUUACAGAGAAACAUUUGGCUGAAAAUGUCAAAAAGGAAAAACUACUCAACAUUUUUCCCAAGUAUUGCUUGAACCUGUGUGGUAGGAGGUUAAAAAAGAAUAUCCAUGGCCAGGUAUGUUUGUGUUAGAAGAAACUUAAGAGAAUCCAUAUUGAUUCAUUCAUCAAACAUCUUUUGGGUUUCCUCCCACCAUAGUAUAAAAGUGAUAUCUGGUGACUGCGCCAGGCAAUAGUUUAGCCAGGGAGAAAUGCAAAAUGUCAUGUGAUAGAGCUCAAAGCUUGGUAUUGGUACCAAACAGAUCAGAAUAAAAGCCUAAAGGUGCCCUGGAAAGAGAGAGAGUAGGUAUUUCCUUCUCUGGGGAAUUGGAGAAGGUGCCCGUGAGAACAUGUUUGAGUGGAAGCUUGCAGAAUGAAGACAAUGGUAGCAGGUAGCAGGAGUGCAGAGCCUCCCAAGCCAAGAGCACAGAGUAGAAGAUUCUGGGGACCCCAGAGGGAUCGAAGGGCAGGGAAGAUGUAGGUCAUGGUGCCAUGAGAGUAUAUAACCGGGGGACCUAUUAUAACCUGGGGGUGUAGUGUCAGGAAAAUAUCCCCUAAAGAAAAGAUCUUUCAGCUGAGACCUGAAGAAUGAAUAGGAGGUCACCAGGCAAAGCAAAAAGCCAUGAAAUGGGAAGGAACAUGGUUCAUUUAGGGAACUGAGGAGCUGAGAGGAGAUAAAUAGGAGCUAAGUUAUAUGGCUCCUUGAAGACUUUAGGUUGGGAAGGCAAAGGAGUGGCAGAGUUGUGUUUGAAAAGCUUUCUCUCUAAGAAUGGUUUGAUUGCCUAGGGAGGACCAGAGAGGAGCUGGAGGGAUGAGAGAGAAGGCUCUUGCAGUGCAGAACAGAGAUGUGGUUUCUGAAUCAUAGCUUUGGGCUCAGCAUCGGCUUUACAUAUGAGUACCCUGUGUUUCAGAGAGAAGACACAAUCUCUCUUUUAAUCCUGAUUGAUUAUUUGAAAAUCUAUGGGAAAAGAUAAUAAAAGUGGCUCUGUAUAUAUUUCUGCUUCAGGGUUGCCACAGAGUGUGUAAAGGGCGAAGGACUGUCAAAUUAAUGCCAUGUUUCAUCUUCAGAGUCAUGUCAGAGAGAGAGGCCAGGUGGAAAGAUUAGACACAUAUUUGCUCCCCUGACCCAGGUGCUGUGUAGGGAAGGACAUCUAUUGCCGUAAUAGUAAGACAUGAAGAUCACAACUAAGAUCACACAUUUCUAAGUU